AUAAUGAUUCUGAAAACAAUGAUUCUAAAAACAAUGAUUUUGAAGACAAUAAUUUCAAAAACAAUGAUUCUGAAAACAAUGAUUCUGAAAAUAGUGAUUCUGAAAAUAACAGUGAUUCUGAAAACAGCAAUGUUGUCUUGAUUAUAGUCUACUAUAUGCUUAUUGAUGCUAUUCAUUUGAAAGGAUGA
Scutellospora calospora is the source of this 188-nucleotide messenger RNA. The record is from the annotation of a GenBank genome assembly. NCBI's taxonomy places the organism in Eukaryota, Fungi, Glomeromycota, Glomeromycetes, Diversisporales, Gigasporaceae.